UUUCGCUGUAACCCUCGCGGACGUCGAUCGUCGGUGAAAUGGUCGCUCCAUUAUACAAACUUCUCAGCUGUAUCCUUAGUCUUAUCCAUAUAGUAAAAACUGACCUCGAUCCUCGCAACCAAUUUGCAAAUUUCACUUUCAAAGAUUACCUUCAAAAGUUUAAACCUAGUCUUAUUUGGAGAAAAAUCGAAGAAAACAACAAAAUCAACGGUAUAAACAAAACUUUCAAAGAUGAAUUCGAAAAUAUGUACAAAAAUAUAGACGAAUCUGUAGAGCUCUUAAAUUUAAAAGUUAAAAACGGUGACCCUAAAAUAAUAUUACGUAGAGACGGCAGGCGAUGGAAGCCUCCAGGGAACGUUGUAUCAAAUAAAUUCGAUCCUUUCAGCUUAAAACAUAGGUUGUUUGAAUUAAUGAAACAAGCGAUAUACCAAGCGAGAAGUAAAAUGGUUAUCAUGCAAGUAAAAAGAGAGAAGUACAAUAUGAUAUCACUGUACAAAAUGGGAUUUUUAAUAAGCAAAACAGACACCGCAUGCAAAACAUUUGCAAGUUUUGCAUAUAAGGCGUUCAAGUCGUGUACUUUGUCCAGACAAGGUGCUAUCUUCAAUUAUCCUUUGAUUGAUAAGUUGGAAGCAAACGAAAGACUAUUAGAUCUGUGGUUUGAUAUAGACCUACUAAUUGAUUUGGUUACCGUUAAUCAUGAAAACUGCAAGCGAAUGUUAAAUCAAAUAUUGACCAAUAGGAAGCAUGCGUGGAAAUUUACCGAUUAA
Molecule: messenger RNA, 767 nt
Organism: Nymphalis io (European peacock)
Lineage: Eukaryota; Metazoa; Arthropoda; Insecta; Lepidoptera; Nymphalidae
Exons: 2
Coding region: 39-767 (242 amino acids)
Source: RefSeq, a predicted model, not a curated record